CUUGUGCUCCAGACGGAGGCAGCUUUGUAAUGUAAUUCAAAGACGGCACAGCGAUCGUCCUUCUUCUCCCCCUUGCGUCUCUCGUUUCUCCCUUCUUUCUCCUCUCCUCAUCGUGCAGAUGCUCUAUGAGCUGAGCUGAGCUGAGCCUCGAACUGUAGAUUGAAAUCGAGUCAUGGGCAAGGUGUCGUCGACCGCGCCUGAAAAAAUGGCCAACGAGUCGACCCCGUUGAUCCAGACAGUGCGAGUAGGGCCUCCACGCCGGAGAUACCAUCACCACACUUGUCGCCGCUUCUGCACGAUUGCCUGCGUCAGCCUGCUGCUCUGCGGCUUUGCAUCCUUUAUUCUUCACGCUCUGUACAUCUGGCCCUCUGGACUGGAGCAUCGCCACCGCCAUCCGCAUCACGGCCAUAAGCAUAAGCACCUUACGCACGAGGAUCUGCAAGCCAUCCUGCUCGGCACACCAUCUGGGGAAAAGGCUGAGGAAUGGAGCCGCUAUUACACGUCGGGAGCACACCUUGCUGGUAAGAACUAUUCACAGGCCGAAUGGACCAAGGAUAGGUGGGAGGAAUGGGGUGUCAGCUCCAGUAUUGUCGCCUAUGACGUCUAUAUCAACUACCCCGUCGACCACAGCGUCUCCUUGCUGCAAAAGUCAAGCGACGCCAAGUCCUGGAAUGUUGCAUUCAAGGCAUCUCUGACCGAAGACGUUCUUGAAGAUGACCCGACUACCUCUUCCAAGGACAAGAUCCCGACUUUUCACGGUUACUCUGCCAGCGGAAAUGUCACUGGAUCUUUUGUCUAUGUCAACUAUGGAACCUACCAAGACUACGCGGAUCUAGUUGAGGCCGGCAUCGAUCUCGAGGGAAAGAUUGCCAUCGCCAAGUAUGGAGGCAUCUUCAGAGGCCUCAAGGUCAAGCGUGCCCAGGAACUCGGCAUGAUUGGUGUCCUGAUCUACAGUGACCCUGGCGAUGAUGGUGAGAUUACCGAAGAGAACGGCUAUGCUGCCUAUCCUGAAGGCCCUGCUCGUAAUCCCAGCAGUGUGCAGCGUGGAAGUGUCCAAUUCUUGAGCUCGCGCCCUGGUGACCCAACAACCCCUGGUUACCCUUCCAAACCCGGUGUUCCUCGUGCCCCAGCUGAUGAGACGACUCCAUCAAUCCCCUCCAUCCCCAUCUCAUAUGCCGAUGCCGUACCGCUCCUCAAGGCUCUCAACGGCCACGGUCCUCGAGCUAGCGAUUUGAACAAGUGGUGGAACAGGAACCUCGGCUUGGGCCACAAGGGCGUCAAAUACAACAUCGGUCCCUCGCCCAAGGAUGUUGUCAUUAACCUUAACAACGAGCAAGACUAUGUAACCACCCCUCAGUGGGACGUCAUUGGCAUCAUCAACGGCACUAUUCCCAACGAAGUCAUCAUUGUCGGCAACCACAGAGACGCUUGGAUCGUCGGCGGUGCCUCUGAUCCCAACAGCGGUUCAGCCGUCCUGAAUGAAGCUGUUCGAAGCAUUGGAAAGGCUUUGGAAGCUGGCUGGAAGCCUCUUCGAACCAUCGUCUUCGCCAGCUGGGAUGGAGAGGAAUAUGGCCUAAUUGGAAGCACGGAGUGGGUUGAAGAGUACCUUCCCUGGAUUUCUGACGCCAACGUAGCAUAUGUUAACGUUGACGGCGGCGCCUCUGGACCACGAUUCUCUGCUUCAGCAGCGCCCCUUCUAAACCAAGUUCUUCGAGAUGCAACCCAUUUAGUUCCGUCCCCCAACCAGACUGUUCCCGGCCAGAGUGUUGGAGACGUCUGGGAUGGAAAAAUCAGCACAAUGGGCUCUGGAAGUGAUUUUACUGCCUUCCAGGACUACGCCGGCAUCCCUAGUGUCGACAUGGGCUUCGGCGGAAAUGGCAGUGGCCCUGUGUAUCAUUACCACAGCAAUUACGAUAGCUUCCACUGGAUGAGCGAGUUUGCCGACCCGGGUUUCGUCUACCACAGGACUAUGGCCCAGGUUCUAGGCAUACUAAUUGGCGAGCUUUCCGAUAGAGUUGUCAUUCCAUUUGGUGCGACCGAGUACGCCGACGCUCUGGAUGGCUAUCUCGACAAAGUCGAAGCCAAGAUCCAGUCCGCUGGUAUCGAAUCGGCCGCCACCGAUGAUGAAGUCUUUGCGAUUAGAGGCAGUGUUACAUCCGAGGAGGUGAUUGGAAGCCAAGACGCCUUUGAAGAAAGCCUGAAGAAGGUCCGACGCUCAAUUUCCGAAUUCAGAAAAAAGGCAGUGAGCCUGGAUGAACGCGCUGCCUGGGCGAAGAAACGCCUUGAAAAGGGCCUUCCAUGGUGGAACGUUAUUGGCAAGGCCAGACUUGCGUUGACGAUUAUCAAGGUCAACCGUCAAUACAAGUACAUUGAGCGACAGUUUUUGUUCGAGGGAGGUCUCGACAACCGCAGUUGGUUCAAGCAUGUUGUAUUUGCUCCGGGCCUGUGGACAGGCUAUGCUGGUGCUGUGUAUCCAGGCCUCGUGGAAAGCAUUGACGCCAAAAAUUACAGCAACGGGCUCAAGUGGGCCAACAUCAUCAAGCACUCUGUUGACAAGGCCACAAAGAGCAUCCAAUAAGGAUUUCCCAUUUCGAAAAGAUUAGACAAGAAAUCUGUCGUCAUAAUAUGUGUGGAAUGGAUAUCGUGUGGUGUGAAUAUUGUCCAUGUCCUGUAUAAUAUUACCAUUGUUGUAGCGAGAAGCAGUGCUAGUUUACGAUUACAUAUUUCUUUCAUCCCCCUU
Trichoderma virens Gv29-8 is the source of this 2740-nucleotide messenger RNA. RefSeq lists its product as uncharacterized. Gene Ontology annotation, molecular function: carboxypeptidase activity. The transcript has 5 exons. NCBI's taxonomy places the organism in Eukaryota, Fungi, Ascomycota, Sordariomycetes, Hypocreales, Hypocreaceae. Bases 173 to 2578 code for a protein of 801 amino acids. The record is from RefSeq and is a predicted model, not a curated record.